Messenger RNA from Penicillium cataractarum, 1461 nucleotides. RefSeq names its product Zn(II)2Cys6 transcription factor domain-containing protein. The transcript has 3 exons. Lineage: Eukaryota; Fungi; Ascomycota; Eurotiomycetes; Eurotiales; Aspergillaceae. Gene Ontology annotation, biological process: regulation of DNA-templated transcription. Gene Ontology annotation, molecular function: DNA-binding transcription factor activity, RNA polymerase II-specific; zinc ion binding. The record is from RefSeq and is a predicted model, not a curated record. The coding region runs from base 1 to 1461 and encodes 486 amino acids.
AUGCCUGGCGUUCCUUCGGGGAAGGCUUGCGAAGCAUGCCGCAAACAGAAGAAGAAGUGCGAUGAGAAACAGCCAUCUUGUGGACGAUGUCUACGUCUGAAGAUUCCAUGCGUAGGCUCGGGCCAACAACGCUUCAAGUUCCAAGAAGAAAAGCAAUUCACCAAACAAAUCCGACGACAAUUUAACACUGGCACUCUGCCCACUCCCAGUAGCUCCAGCACCUCAUCAUCUAGUGGUACACCCUCACCUCCAGGCCAACUCAUAUUCAUCCAAGCCAGACCAAGCAGUAGCACCACGCGAUUAGCGCACGCCUUCACCCAAGCCAUCCAGCGCUCCACCGAUAUCCGGUACAACCUCGGGUGGAACUUCGGCCUGUUCCUCGAAGAAGUGCCCCGUCGCCUGGGCACGAAUGAGGCGCUAGACCGCGCCGUCGAUGCAAUUACUAGCGCCCAUACGGACUUCUGUACCCGCAAGCACGGAUCGGUGCAAGCUUUGACUAAGUACUCGGCUGCGCUACGGACUUUGCGGGUCUACCUGGAUGACCCGGUCCAUGCGCAGGAAACGAAUACGCUAGCCGCAGUGAUGAUAUUGCUUAUUUGUCAGUCGAUCAUGGGGCAGACUACCAAGGGCCAGUGGUGGUCUGGACAUGCAGAGGGUGCCAUGCAGAUUCUAAAAGCCCGGAAAGAGUUUGGGCCCCGUAAUGACUUCGAAGCUAAGAUUUACAUGUCCCUGCGAGGGAGCGUGCUCUUCGAAGGGCUCUUCAAUCAUCGAAUCCAACUCAGCGAGAAGGAAUGGGAUUCUCUCAUCGUGAAUGAAUACGACGCAGACAAUCCUGAAGGCCGACUACUACAAACUCUCUCUCGAGCUCCGGGCAUAAUGCGUCGUGCCCGAAUGUUCCUCCGAACAGGAUCCGAUCCAACCGGCGUCCAAGAUGAACUAUGGGCACUAUACCAAGCCUGCAAACUGGACGUCCACAAACUCAAACAAUCCAGCAUCAACAAAGAUCUUUCCCUUGCUGAAGCCUUACCCCACGGAUCCCACCGAGCCUGGCUCGAACGAGUACUCACCGUGCAUUACGAUCGCAUAUACGGGAUCGGUCUCGUGAUAACCCUAUUUUUCAACUGCAUGGUGCAAGCCCUAGAAUUACACAGUAACGCAGUGCAAGCCGACGCACACCACUUCACAGAGGAAAUCCUCAUGCUCGCAGAGAUCUCAGAGGAUCUCCGGCCCGUGGGGUCUGGGUAUCUGAUUAUCUGUCUUACGACGGCGUGGGCGGCGACGAGAGAGCCCGAGCUGAAGGGGAGAGUUCUCGCGUGGCUGUGUGAAUAUCAGAGUGAUUUUAAUAAUCGGCAGGUUAGUCAUUUGCAGCAGGAGUUGCAGUGGACGGCGGAGCAUUUGUGUUUGGGGGAUCCGUUGGGGUUGAGGCAGGAGUUGGAUUAUAUGGAUUAUUUGUUGGAUUGA